This is a messenger RNA of Owenia fusiformis, 695 nucleotides long. NCBI's taxonomy places the organism in Eukaryota, Metazoa, Annelida, Polychaeta, Sabellida, Oweniidae. The record is from the annotation of a GenBank genome assembly.
AGGGGUUAGCUCAAUACCAGAUCUUAAAGGAUGUGAUAUUGAUGGUACAAUAUACAAUAUUGGAGAUGAGAUUAAGCAGGAUGACCCAUGUACCAAUUGCAGAUGUGAAUUGCAAUAUGGAACGCAGAGGGGCUUUAAGAUGUGUUCAAUUAUUGACUGUGCACCAACCUUCUGUGAGAAUCCACUCUAUAUUGAAGGAGUUUGUUGUCCUACAUGUGAACCUUUAGGAAAAGGUUGUGAUAUUGAUGGCAAGUUGUACAAUAUCGGAGAUGUGAUUGAACAAGACGAUCCGUGUAUGGAAUGUAAAUGCGAACAACUAGAGUACGGGACAACAAAGGGAACCAAAAUGUGUUUAACUAUGAGUUGUCAAGCACCACCAUGUGAUAAUCCAGAAUAUAUCGAAGGAGUGUGUUGCCCUGUGUGUGAUCCUGGAGAGAAAGGAGUGUGCAAAUACGACGAUAAAUACUUUCAAAAUGGCUCCUCCUUCCCCGCUAACGAUGGAUGCAACAGGUGUACUUGUACCGAUAGACAGGUUCUAUGUACAGAAAUACAUUGUGAGAAACCUGGUAUGUGCCCAAGAAUCGAUUCUGAUUCUGCAGGUAUAUGUACACAUGAAUGUGACAAAGAUGACAGGUGCCAAGGCAAAAAGAAAUGUUGCUCAAAUGGAUGUGGAAAGAUCUGCGUGAAUCCAAUAG